This is a messenger RNA of Ochotona curzoniae (black-lipped pika), 3338 nucleotides long. It is a transcript of the gene PTGER4, whose product is annotated as prostaglandin E receptor 4. The transcript has 3 exons. NCBI's taxonomy places the organism in Eukaryota, Metazoa, Chordata, Mammalia, Lagomorpha, Ochotonidae. Gene Ontology annotation, cellular component: plasma membrane. Gene Ontology annotation, biological process: negative regulation of inflammatory response; positive regulation of cytosolic calcium ion concentration; adenylate cyclase-activating G protein-coupled receptor signaling pathway. The record is from RefSeq and is a predicted model, not a curated record. Gene Ontology annotation, molecular function: prostaglandin E receptor activity. Bases 568 to 2031 code for a protein of 487 amino acids.
CGGAGCUCGAAACCCAGCAGCCCCAGAGGAAGAUGAACAGCCCCAGAUCAGAGGCGCAGGCCCUGUGGACCCCGAGCCACCCCCAGGACUCCAGGAGUGGCCCCAGCGGCAGCCGCCCACUCCGGUAGCCAUUGGUACUGCCCGCGGCUCCGGAGGGCAGCGGCCAGAGACAGGGUCCGAGCUCCGUGCCACCUGCGCCCCUGGCCGCUCACCUGAACGCUGUCCUCCCGCGGACUGGACCUGCGGGGCUUUACAAAACUGGGACUGACCUUUAAAGAAAGAAGAAAUAAAACUGAACCAGAAAUUGAAAACUCCUCGAUACUGACCCACCAGUUGCCCGGCUGGCUCUCCACGCUUUUCAAAGCCGGCCACUCAGACCCCAGUUCCGGAAAAGUGGACGCUAACCGCGACCGGGUUCUGAGAAGUCGGAGAGAGCGGGUCUAAGCUGAAGCAGGUUGCAGGAGGGUCUAGGACAUCUAAGGACCUGGGGACUCCCGGCGCCGCCACCGCUCAGGCCUUUCCAGACCCAGUCUCACACUCCAAGGCUGCUCAGUGCAGGACAUCAGCAUGUCCACUCCCGUGGCCAACGUGUCCGGCUCUUCGAUGGCCGAGCGGCUGAACAACCCGGUCACCAUUCCGGCGGUGAUGUUCAUCUUCGGGGUGGUGGGCAACCUGGUGGCCAUCGUGGUGCUGUGCAAGUCUCGAAAGGAGCAGAAGGAGACUACUUUCUACACGCUGGUGUGCGGUCUGGCUGUCACCGACCUGCUGGGCACGUUGCUGGUGAGCCCUGUGACCAUCGCCACCUACAUGAAGGGCCAGUGGCCCGGGGGCCAGGCGCUGUGUGACUACAGCACCUUCAUCCUGCUUUUCUUCGGACUGUCUGGCCUCAGCAUCAUCUGUGCCAUGAGCAUCGAGCGCUACCUGGCCAUCAACCACGCCUACUUCUACAGCCACUACGUGGACAAGCGGCUGGCCGGCCUCACGCUUUUCGCGGUCUAUGCGUCCAACGUGCUCUUUUGCGCUCUGCCCAACAUGGGCAUGGGCAGCUCGCGGUUGCAGUUCCCAGACACCUGGUGCUUUAUCGACUGGCGCACCAACGUGACAGCCCACGCUGCCUUUUCCUACAUGUACGCGGGCUUCAGCUCCUUCCUCAUCCUCGCCACGGUGCUCUGCAACGUGCUGGUGUGCGGCGCGCUGCUCCGCAUGCACCGCCAGUUCAUGCGCCGCACCUCCUUGGGCACGGAGCAGCACAGCGCCGCGGCCGCCGCCGUGGCCUCGGCCGCCUGCCGGGGCCACCCCUCCGCCUCCCCAGCUGUGCCGCGCCUCAGCGACUUUCGCCGCCGCAGGAGCUUCCGCCGCAUCGCCGGCGCAGAGAUCCAGAUGGUCAUCUUGCUCAUUGCCACUUCCCUGGUGGUGCUCAUCUGCUCCAUCCCGCUCGUGGUGCGAGUGUUCAUCAACCAGCUAUAUCAGCCAGAAUUGGUGCGAGAAAUCAGCCAGAACCCCGAUCUGCAGGCCAUCCGAAUUGCCUCUGUGAACCCCAUCCUGGAUCCCUGGAUAUACAUCCUCCUGCGGAAGACAGUGCUGAGCAAAGCCAUAGAGAAGAUCAAAUGCCUCUUCUGCCGCAUUGGUGGCUCCCGCAGGGACCAUUCAGGACCGCACUGCACAGACAGCCGAAGGACAUCUUCUGCCAUGUCCAGUCACUCUCGCUCCUUCCUCUCCAGAGAGUUGAAGGAGAUCAGCAGCACAUCCCAGACCCUCCUCUACCUGCCAGAGCUCAGCGAAAGCAGCCUUGGAGGCAGGAAUUUGCUUCCAGGUGUGCCUGGGGUGGGCCUGGCCCAAGCAGACACCACCUCCCUGAGGACUUUGCGAAUAUCAGAGACCUCGGAGUCCUCACAGGGUCAGGACUCAGAGAGUGUCUUACUGGUGGAUGAAGUUGGUGGGGGUAACAGGGCUGGGCCUGCCCCUAAGGGGAACUCCUUACAAGUCACAUUUCCCAGUGAAACACUGAACUUAUCAGAAAAAUGUAUAUAGCAAUGAAAGAAAUGCAGCACUAUUUCUGGGACCUUAAGAAAAAAAAAAAUCUGUGCAAUAGACACAUAAAGGAAGCAUUUAACUGUGCUCGGCAGAACUCUCAUCCUGUGGCUGGAGAACACCCUGGCUCCUGAGCACUUUCCAGCAACUUGGUAUCAGCACACGUCCCAAAGCCUACAGCACAUUGGAUUGUGGUCACAAGUUGAUGGCUAGGGGGACCAACUCUCCCAUUUCCAAGCAGACCAGGAAGGUGGAAGGGUUGAUGAAGAGUUUUUUAUCUGGAGCACAGGAGAGGCCCAGAUACUAAAAGGGCUCUGUCUCGGGUAACCAUGAAGACUACUUGAUGGGUGACUGAAGUGUCUCACUAAGCAUGAAAUGUGAAUUUUUAUUGUUGUAAAUAUGACGUAAGGUAUUUAAAGUAUGUUCUUCUCUGUGAGAAGGUUUAUUGUUAAUACAAGGUAUAAUAAAAUUACAGUAACCCCUCUCCUUCUGAUUUGACCAGCUGAAGUUUCAAAUGUUAAUUUUUUUUUUUUUCAAAACCAAACUCAGGCUGAGGUAUUGUAACAUUCACAGUGAAACCAAUAUCUAUAAAAACAAUUAGAAAUGUUUUGAAAGAAAGAGUUUAAUAAUAGCAAAGGAAAAAUACUAUUUAAGAUGUUGAAGUGACAACCCAAAAUAAAGUUCUCUUCAGGCUGGCUAUAAUAGAGUUAAAAAAAAAUGUAGUGGUGUUACAUGUAUUUAUUCAGAAAACUGUGACUUUAAGAGAACCCAGCACUUGGUAAAUAACUUCAACUCCUUCCCCUAGUAAUUUGUACUUUUAAAAAUGUAACAUAAAUUUCCAAAAAUUUUAGUGACUCUUCAUUGGAGUAUAUUAAGUAAAAACUAAAGGUCGCAGCAGCUUGAUUUCCCCCCCAAAAGUGUGCAUGGUUUUAUUUUCCUAAGAAAUGACCCAGAACGUUCCUUAAGAAGGCAAGUUGCAACCUAAAGGCCUUUGCAAUGGGGAAGGAUAUGAAACGUGGCUAAAUUAGCCUUUCACAGAUGUCGGAAAUGCUCAGCAAUAUGAGUGGGAAUGCAGAACCUAGGCCCUCAAGCGUCGCCUUCUAACAGUUUUGUGGAACUCCCGCUGUGUUAUGCAUGUUGUUGAAGGACAUUUCUCAAAGAAAUAUUAAGCAUGUUUUAUUGCUCAAGGUGUUUUUGUGAACUGCUUGGUUGUCAUUAAAUUCUGAGCCUGAUACUGAUAUGGUUUUAAGCAGCAGUUGUGCCAACUGAAAUUAUUUUAGAGAUUAUAAUAAAUAGUUUCAAUCUGA